GCCGAGGCUGCUUUGAGGAAAAAGGCCGAACGGUGGGACAAUUCAAGAAGGGCCGAUUAGCAAAAACAGCCGAAAGACCCGGAGCCCAAACCGGGCCAUGGCAUCGGAGCGGUAUCCGCAAAUUGAAGCCGAGCUCUACUUUCUCAUUGCCAGGUUUCUUCAGUCUGGACCGUGUAAAAAGUCGGCGAAGAUCCUGCUGGAGGAACUGGACGAGUACGAGAUCAUCCCGAAACGCUGGAGCUGGGAUGGAAAACAGUUGAAGAGAAACUUCUCCGACUGGGUUGCGCUGAACCAGCAUAUUCCGGCAGAUUACCUGUUGCAUGUGUGUGAGCAGGUAUGUGCGCUGGUGGACGCGCACGUUCCUCCCAGCGUUCCUGGAGUCCGCAGUCUGCUGGGGACUGGACGACAGUCACUGCUCCGCACAGCAAAGAGUUGUCCUUACACAGUAUGGACCGGUUCUGCAGUUGCUGCCCUCCACAGGGGGAGGCCUCCCGAACCACCCAUCAGCUUUGGCAAGCCACCAAACAUUGUGUCAGUCAUGGGCGGUCGCCAGGCAACAGGCGUGGCCCGGUUUGGCCACGUCCUUCCUUCCUGUACCUACCAGCACAUGAAGAUGCACAGGAGGAUUCUGGGUCAUCUGUCCUCAGUGUACUGCGUAGCGUUCGACCGGACAGGCAGGCGUAUCUUUACGGGUUCUGACGACUGUCUGGUGAAGAUUUGGGCGACAGAUGACGGGCGUCUCCUAGCAACACUGCGGGGUCACGCAGCCGAGAUUUCAGAUUUGGCGGUGAAUUACGAGAACACGUUACUCGCCUCGGCGAGCUGCGAUAAGGUCAUCCGCGUGUGGUGCCUCCGAACCUGUGCUCCCAUCACCGUCCUACAGGGACACACAGCCUCCAUCACUUCCAUACAGUUCUCUGCGUCUGCAACUGGCUCUACACGUUACCUGGCCUCUACAGGAGCUGAUGGUAUGGUCUGCUUCUGGCAGUGGAACAGCCUCACCAUGAAGUUCAUUGACAGGCCGGUGAAGUUUACUGAGCGUUCUCGUCCGGGUGUUCAGAUAUCCUGCUGUUCCUUCAGCACCGGUGGGAUGUUCCUGGCCACUGGAGGGACGGAUCAUGUGAUCAGGGUUUAUUACCUGGGCAGCGAAACCCCUCUGAAGCUUUCGGACCUGGACUCCCACACGGAUAAAGUUGUCGCAGUACAGUUUUGCAACAACAGUGACAGUCUGAGAUUUGUGAGCGGUAGUCGUGACGGUACAGCUCGAAUCUGGCAGUACCAGCAGCAGGAGUGGAAGGGCAUCACUCUGGACAUGAGCACUAAACUGCCCGGGAGCACUGCAGCAUCAGGGGAGGACAAGUCGACCAAGCUCGUGGUCACCAUGGUGGCGUGGGACCACAGUGACCGAACAGUCAUCACUGCCGUGUCCAACCUUCUCCUCAAAGUUUGGGACUCCACAAAUGGCCAGCUACUGCACGUGCUCUCGGGUCAUGAUGAUGAAGUGUUUGUGCUGGAGGCCCACCCUUUUGACUGGAGGAUAAUGCUGUCAGCUGGUCAUGAUGGAAACAUUUACAUCUGGGACAUCAGCAAAGGGACAAAGAUACGAAACUUCUUCAACAUGAUUGAAGGCCAGGGCCACGGGGCAGUGUUUGACUGUAAGUUUUCUACUGAUGGUCAACACUUUGCCUGCACUGACUCUCACGGACAUCUACUCAUAUUUGGCUUUGGUUGCAGCCAACCCUACGAGAAGAUUCCAGACCAGAUGUUCUUCCAUACGGAUUUCCGGCCGUUGAUCCGGGACUCCAAUAACUACGUUUUGGAUGAGCAGACGCAGCAGGCGCCUCACCUCAUGCCCCCACCGUUCCUGGUGGACGUGGACGGAAACCCUCACCCCCCGCGCUUCCAGCGCCUGGUGCCUGGCAGAGAGAACUGCAAGGAGGAGCAGCUGGUGCCUCAGCUUGGCUACAUGGCUAACGGUGAUGGCGAGGUGGUUGAGCAGGUGAUUGGCCAGCAGACGGCGGAUGAAGGUCAGGAAGAAAGCCCAUUGGACAGUCUGAUCAGACAGCUCCAGUACCAGCAGGACGAGAGAAUGAACUCAGGAAACCAGCAAGCAGGUGGUGAAGCAGCAGGCGGCCCUCUGUCGCCACCCAACGUCGGCCUGCGUAGAAGCGGGCAGGUGGAGGGGGUCCGCCAAAUGCACAACAAUGCCCCCCGCAGUCAGAUGGCUACGGAGAGAGAUCUGCUGGCGUGGAGCCGCCGUGUGGUGGUUAACGAGAUUCCGUCAGGAGUGUUCAGGAUUAUGGAGGAGAGUCGAGUGGCCAAAGGGGAAUUGGAGCGUUUUCUGUACAACACUGAGAAGAAGAAAAAACCUGUCAAUACUACUCGAGCUGAGCCAAUUGGCGUCUCUCUCCGCUCUCUGCGGAGACCUUCGAGGAAACAGCAGCAGAAGAGACAUUCGUAUCACACGCGGUCGGCCCGCGAGAGGAGGAGGAGCACACACAUGCCUUCACACUCGGGGGAAGACAGCCUUGGAGAAUCAGACAGCGAAGCAGAGCAGGAGGAAGAUCAGGCGGAGAACAGUGACGUCUCAUCUGAAAGCGAGGAUCAGUGGGAGAACGCCAGCAGCUCCAGUGACUCCUCCAGCGAGUAUUCUGACUGGACGGCGGACGCUGGAAUCAACCUCCAGCCUCCUAAACGGCCAAUCAGAAGGCCGGCUCGUGUUGCCCAAAGCAGCAGCUCAGAGGAUGAAGGGGAGGGGCAGGGAGAGGGAGAGGAGCGGAAGAAGAAGGAGGAGGAGGAGAAGAAAAAGAAGAAACCCAAACAAACUAAACAAAAAAACGUUCCUGCUGGUCAGCUUGAGGAGUGGCAUCCCCCGUCCUGGAUCAUGGAGACAGUUCCCAGACGAUCUCCUUUCCUACCUCAGAUGGGGGACGAGCUGAUAUAUUUCCGGCAGGGUCACCAGGCGUAUGUGCGUGCAGUGCGUCGUGCCAAAGCCUACAGUAUCAAUCCUCAGAAACAGCCCUGGAAUAGACUGGACCUCAGGGAUCAAGAGUGUGUGAAGGUGGUGGGUAUAAAGUAUGAGGUGGGUCCUCCCACUCUCUGCUGCCUCAAACUGGCCUUCCUGGACCCGCUCUCAGGGAAGAUGACCAGCGAGUCCUUCAGCUUGAAGUAUCAUGAUAUGCCUGAUGUCAUAGAUUUUCUGGUGCUACAGCAGUUUUACAACGAGGCCAAAGAACGCAACUGGCAAACUGGGCAGCGUUUCAGGAGUAUUAUAGACGAUGCCUGGUGGUUUGGAUCAGUGGAGAAUCAGCAGCCGUACCAGCCAGAAUACCCAGACAGCCUUUUCCAGUGCUACACUGUCAGGUGGGAUAACGGAGAAAGAGAAAAAAUGAGCCCAUGGGACAUGGAACCCAUUCCAGAUGAAGCUCCAGUCCCGGAUGAGGUUGGAGACAGUGUCCCGGUAACGGAGGAGGAGCUUCAGGCACUGCUUUAUCAACCACAGGAUGGAGAGUGGGGCGCGCACACACGCGAUGAAGAGUGUGAGAGAGUCAUCACUGCUAUAGACCAGCUCCUCGCUCUGGACAUAGCAAAGGCGUUCUCCUGUCCUGUGGAUCUGAGGGACUACCCUUUGUACUGUACUGUGGUGGCUUAUCCUACUGACCUCAGCACCAUCAGACUGAGACUGGUACACCGAUUCUACAGGAGGAUCUCUGCGCUGAUGUGGGAAGUGAGGUAUAUCGAGCACAAUGCACGAACAUUUAAUGAGCCGCAGAGCCCCAUCGUCACGGCAGCCAAAGCCGUCACUGAUGUCCUGCUGCGCUUCAUUGGGGAUCAAAGCUGUACUGAUAUCUUGGAUCUGUACAAUAAGGUCAAGACAGAGCUCAGCAGUGCCGCUGAAGAAGAGGAGGAUGUUGAGGUCGACUCAGACACUCCAGGCACAUCUACUGGUCAAAAGUCUCAGAAGCGUGGUGUGGUUCUGGAUGUGCAGGCGUGGUUUGGGCAGUGCAAGGAGCUGCUGAGGAGAAUGAUCGCCAGUCCAGACUCCGAGCCCUUCCGCCAACCCGUCGACCUCUUUAUCUACCCGGACUACAGAGACAUCAUAGAUACUCCAAUGGACCUGGGGACAGUGUCAGAGACUCUGACGGCAGGGAAUUACGAAAACCCCAUGGAGUUCGCCAAAGACGUCAGACUAAUCUUUAGCAACUCCAAAGCCUACACCCCAAACAAAAAGUCCCGGAUCUACAGUAUGACUCUCAGUCUGUCGGCGUCCUUUGAGCACCAGAUCAUCCCCAUCAUCUCCGAUUACAAAUCAGCCGUUCAGAACCAGCGACGCUGUCAGCAGAGACUCAGCUGCAGCAAGAGGUUACAAAACUCUCUUCCAGACAGCAGCCCGAAAGGGAAGCACAAGCCAGUGAAGAAAACUAAAACCCCCCAGCAGACCUCCAGGAGUCGCUCACGACGGCCCUAUCAAGAUUCAAAUCCUGCUAUGUCUGAUGAAGACAGCCAGCCGUCGUCAUCAUCCUCAUCGACGUCAACCCCAUUACCCUCAGUGCAACCGGGAAGCAACAGAGUCACUCGCAGCAGAGCUACCACCAGAAAAUCAGACGCUCAGUGCAACGGGCCGCUCACUAACGGCGGACGGACCAAACGUAGACAGACGGUGGCGCUUGCAGGACAGCAAGAAGCUUCAGACUCCGAAAGCUCGGAAUCUUCGUCAACGUCAUCAUCGUCAUCUUCCUCCUCUACUACGUCAUCCUCAUCCUCGUCGUCCUCGGAGAGCGAGGCGAGCGACGCUGAGAUCGGCAGUUUCCCAGACGGCGGCGACCACGACUACAGCAAAGCGCCACGCCUGUCGCUCGGCCGCAAAGGCAAGACGCCUGCGGCGCCUACCGCUAACCUUGCCGCUAGCGCUAACGCUAAGCGAAAAAGGACAGGAGGAGGGAAAGCAGCAGACCUGAAACGAGUGCGUAGGGAGCCGAUACAAGAAGCAGCACCGAGUGACGAGGAGGAGGACGAGGAAGAGGAAGAGGAGGAGGAGGAUGAUGAGGAGGAGGAGGAGGAGGAGCCAGAAGAGGAGGAGGAGCCCGAGGAGGAAGAUGAGGAGCUUGAGGAGGAUGAAGAAGACGCGACACCACAGUCGCCGCAAGUGCAGCAAGCUAGAGGUGGGAGGGCGAAUCAGAGGACAGCGAAAGCGGGGCGGGUAAACACUCGUAACCAAGGGCGACGGACCGUUGUAUACAACGACGAUUCGGAGGAGGAGGGGCCUGCGACUGACCCACUAAACCUGGGCAUGUCCCGCUCCGGAAGAGUCCGCCGCAUGACCGAAAGAGCCAGGGUCAGCCAUCUGAUGGGCUGGACGCACUGACCUUGUUGACCUUUUUACCAACCUCAGACUGACUCACUACAGCAAUACUGCAGGGAUUUUUUUGUUUGUUUGUUUAUAUUUGAUUAUUAGUAGCUGUUGUCAUGAUUUUUUUUUUUUGGUGUUUUUUUUUGUACAGGUAACUAUGUUUUUUUUUAAGUUGUCGAUGAGACUUUGUUUACGACUCUGGAUCAUGGUGCUGCCCCCGUCUCGCUCUGGUUUCCAUGGAAACGUGUCUCCGCCAUCAACCAAAACAGCCUUAUACUGGUCCAGAUCAUCUAGAAAUCUUCUCUCUUUGUUUUUUUUUCCGCUCAUCUUCUCUCCUCUCCUCUCUCCUGUGACAGGCAGGCAGGCUUCGUUUGCCGACGUGGUGCUUUUUUCAACUUUAAAUCAGUUUAAAUCACUGCGCUGCAAGCAGGACGAUGGUGCUGUUCUCUCACUCUCUCUCUUUUUCCUCCUCUAUCUCUCUCUCUUUCCCCACUGUUCAUCAUCUGCUGUUCACUUUCAUGGGAAACCACAUUAAUUAAAAAUGCAUACGGAUUCAAAUUCAUAUCAAAGCUGGCUUUUCUUCUGAAAUCUUCUUCUUUUCUCUCUCUCUCUUUCUGUCCCUCUUUCUCACUCAAAUCUUCCAAGAUGCAUUAACUACUUCCAAGUCAUGAAUCUUGGCCCUUCCAAGUCUUUAGGCCCCGCCUGUACCGAGCAUAGACACGGCGGGUCUGGACGGACAGACACACACACUGCAGACUGUUUUUACGAUGGAGUAUAUUUAUAUUUUUUCACUGUUGUAUGAUACACUUUGUGAUUUCAUUCUUAUCUGUUAUCUUAGAGAAAAAAAAAAUCAAACUGAUCCAGUAAAUGUUUGCACAUGUUACGAAAAAGUAUGUGGCAGCUGAUUUGGUGGAAGGGACUUUUGGGGCGGGCUCUCCAUCCUGACUCCCUCAUUGGUCGAGGCCUCUUAACUAGAACUGGUUACCGUCGAGCCAUCCGAAGGGCAACGGGCUGCUUUUGUGCUUCUGUUGCAGUUUUAUUUUGCCUUUGUUUGUGUUCACAUUGAUUAAGUGCUCAUAAAAUCAUGUAUUUUUUGAAAAUAUGGCUUGGUGCCAAUCUCGGGACUCAUGGAUUUUUCGGAUCUUCCCUGUUUUUAUUCAGCAGGUUUUUUUCUGUUUGUUUUGCUUGUGCUGAUUCUCAUUGGUCAAUUGGCUCUUCAGCCUGGCUUGAGUCAUUUAAACUGGACGCUUUCAUCACUUGUUUUAUUGAAUUGACCCUCACCCAUGAGCCGGGUCUCAUAUUUAACUAUCAGUUUCUGUGUUUUUUGGCAUCACAACGCUUUCAUAUAUGGAAUCAGGCUGUAAUAUUAGUGAUUGGAGAUCGACAGGAGGCUCUCCUUACACUACAGACGUGACUAGAAACUAUAAUUUGGCUGGAAAUUUGCUGUUGCUUCGCUUCAGUUCUCUGUACAGCACUAUGCAGUUUGGCACCAGCAAAAGAGCGGAGGCUUCAUACAUGAUGUAGGAAGAGGAGUUUCAGAUGAUCUUUCGGAAUGUAGCAUAAAACUUUGUCUCUUUCUUCCUCUUUCUUAACCGGUCCAUGAAGCUCUUCAUACAACUGCAUUAUGAAAUGACCACCUGUCAGAAAUCAGAAUGCCUUUUCUGUCAUAGUACAGCAUUAAAUGAAGAGUUCGACCAAAAACAACUCACAAUUCUAAAAAAAAAAAUCUUUUCGCUCUGAUCGUUUUGUUGUUUGCUAAAAUUUUUGAAACAUCAAGAAUCAACAGACAUGUAUUCCAACCUGGUUCGGUCAGUUGGUUACUUAGUAUGCAUUAACUGGUAUCUGCUAUUAACUUGUAGUCACAUGAAAUGAUUGAAAUAACUGGUCAGUACAUUAAAAGUUUUGCUUUGGUUGGAUGUGAAAUAGUUUUUGGUGUUUAAAAGCAAAAAAACAGGAAUGUAUGUAAUUCCAAAGGGGUAAUGAAGUAUUUAGAAUUUUCUGGAUUGUUAUCUUGAGAUGACAAGUUAAUUAUCUUGUUAUCUCAGCACAACAAAGUUGUUGUCUUGAAAUAAUAAGUGAAUUACCUUGUUAUCUUGAGAUAACAAAGUUGUUUUCCUGAGAUCAUGAGUUAAUUGUCUUGUAAUCCCAAGAGUUGUUGUCUUGAGAUCACAAGACAAUUAACUAUGAUAUCAAGAUAGUUAUCUUAAGUUCAUGAGUUAAUUACCUUAACAUCACAAGUUAAUUCUCUUGUGAUCUCAAGAUAAUUUAUUUUGUGAUAAUUAGUUAAUUAUCUCGAGAAGGUUAUCUUGACAUCACGUUAAUUGUCUUGUAAUCUCAAGAGUUGUUGUCUUAAGAUCACAAGAUAAUUAACUCAUGAUGUCAAGAUAAGUUAUUUUAAGAUCAUGAGUUAAUUAUCUUGUGAUCUUAAGACAACUCUUAUCUUCAUCAUGCGUUAAUUACCUUGACAUUAUUUUUUUGAUGUCAAGAUAAAGUUGUUUUUUUUGAGAUCACGAGUUAAUUAUCUUGGGAACAAGAUAAUAGUUAUCUUGACAUAAGAUAAAUAACUCAUUAUUUCAAGAUCACAACUUAUCACAAGUUAAUUAUCUUGAGAUCAAGAUAAUUAACUUAUCUCAAGAUUACAAUCCAGAAAGUUACAGCAACAGCUCAUGGCCUCUCUGGACUUCCGUCAGAAUGUGUUAUACAGGUGGGAAAAAAAUGGACCGUUUUUGUUGUGGCCUGUUUUAGAACUUGCACGAUGUAGUGGCCCCAUUUUGAGAACUGUGUAAUUUCGGUGCAUCUAAAUAUCCGUAUCCUGGCGCCGUUUUGCCUCACUUUAAAUAAUCUCCUUUCAACAGUUUUUAAUCAGUUAUGGUGAUUUUAACACGCUUUGGUGCGACGCUGUUAGCUGUUAGCAUCCACCAGUUAGCAUCUAGGACACGAAUCAAAUGGGACGAUAAUCAUGUAACUUAGAUUUUUGGUCGAAUUAUUCAUCUCGACUCGACUCGGCUCUGUUCUGUUGCGUCUGAUCAGUGUCCGACUCAGGCCGAUACUCAGUACCUGCGAAUGCUGUGAUUUUUGAUCAGUGUAGUGUUAUGGUGCUCUAUUAGAACAGGUGGUGAAUCUGGUGGUUAAUAUUGUUUUUCCAGCACAUUGAUAUUGAAAUAUGAAGCAUGACUGCCACCAACUGAGUCUCUAUUCUUAGGAGGUUUGAAUAAACCUCUCAGAUUGAUCUCUGUUAAUGGCAAUAUUAUUAUAUAUUGUGAUAUUUCUGAUAUUAUUGUGUUUGAAAAUGCCCCGACCCAAUCAGUGUAAAGAUGUGACCAGACCCCGCCCUCUUUUCUUUUUGUUUUUUCUUUCUCUGUCCAAAGAUCCAUCCAUUUUUCUUCAUUUUCUC
Molecule: messenger RNA, 8744 nt
Organism: Colossoma macropomum (tambaqui)
Lineage: Eukaryota; Metazoa; Chordata; Actinopteri; Characiformes; Serrasalmidae
Gene: brwd3
Product: bromodomain and WD repeat domain containing 3
Exons: 40
Coding region: 98-5365 (1755 amino acids)
Biological process (GO): regulation of transcription by RNA polymerase II; cytoskeleton organization; regulation of cell shape
Cellular component (GO): nucleus
Molecular function (GO): protein binding
Source: RefSeq, a predicted model, not a curated record